Drosophila erecta is the source of this 4289-nucleotide messenger RNA. RefSeq names its product serine proteinase stubble (gene Sb). The record is from RefSeq and is a predicted model, not a curated record. Gene Ontology annotation, biological process: proteolysis. Gene Ontology annotation, molecular function: serine-type endopeptidase activity. The coding region runs from base 1356 to 3704 and encodes 782 amino acids. The transcript is spliced from 11 exons. Lineage: Eukaryota; Metazoa; Arthropoda; Insecta; Diptera; Drosophilidae.
CGUAGUUUCUUCAUCUUGGGCUCCCUCUUCUCGAUGCUUAAACAAACUUGCGACUCAAUCACGACUAAUUGCGCAUGCGAGGCCGCUUUGUGCGUAUUUAAAGCGCCGCCUCGACAACUUAGGCCUCACAUAUGCAUACUCCUCGUAUAUUACAAAACCGGAGCUCCACAAUCUGCUUAAUAUGCGUGUCACGUUGCCGGCCAUCAAGUUCAAAUUGCAUUCGCUGUCAACGCAUUGCAGCUGAGGCAGCAGCAUUUUCUGCUUGCGGCACGCGUUGAGAUUUUGAAAUUAACACCCCGAGGGGCCCACAAACUGGAGCACUCGGGCUGCUAAUUAAGAAAUAAAGCCUUAUCGGGCGCAGCAAAUGCUGACAGCAGGAUAACAGAGCUGGACAGGAUAAUGAACUCCGGAGCUGCCAGUCGAUAACUUUUGGCAGCCGACAUGAGCACUAAUUAGUCGCGGACCCCUGCUAAAUGUAAACUGCAAUCGCCGCUCAACUUGGCACUUGUUGGCCAAAAAAAAAAAAAAACUAAAGUUGAGACAAAAAUCACGAACCGAGAACAACGAAAAACGCUUCGCUUUUCAGCGAUAGCUAUUGCUGCAACUUCAGCUUCAGCUGCAAAUGCAAACCCACAAUACAUACGCCCACGACUGAAGAAAGGCAGUGAAAUAAAAAGAAAUCAACCGAAACAAAAGUUAAAAACAAUAAAGGCCAAGGAAAAUCACGGUGCAAUAAAAGCUUAACUCAAUAGCAAGGGAAAUAAUAUUUUCAAUUCGAGACGCCGCCAUAAAGAAAACAAAUAAAGCCCCAGAGAAAAAAAAAAUAAAGGCUUCAGCAACAAUUAAUUAAGAUUGUGGUGCAGUUAAACAAAAAAAAAAAAAACAGAGCUAUCUCCAAUGUAUUUACAAAAGACUUUUACGACUUUGCAGUGAAAUGCAUAUCAAUUAAACACCAUAUGCAUUGUUGAAGAAAGGAAGCUAAAAACGAAAAGAAAUUUUAGUUAAAAUUUGAUUUGCCAUUACCCGAUGAUUCGAUGUGUUUUAUUGACCAUGAAAACGAUGAAAAGUCCGCGACUCUAAAAAAUACUUACUUAAAAAUAAUUAACCAGAAUUCCCCAACUUGUGCGUGCAAAUAUUUCGAAUAAAAGUCAGAAGAGUUCAAUCGUAACUGCCAAGUGAAAAAAAUGGCAAGGAGUGAAAAUCAAAUUUAAAAUUCAUCACAAAGUUUGCCGUUCUACAAAGAUAAUUAAACAUUUAACCGACUCUUUAAGAAAGGCGUACAUUUUACAAUCGCAGCCAAAUAGCAAAUAGCCGUAACUGAACUGAAAGACUAACAUGCGCCCGGCACGUUACCGAUGAGGCAAGCUACUUUAAUCAGACCCAGACUCAGACACAGAAGAAGCACACCAACGGCAGCCACCAAGAUGUGUCCCAAAAGGCAUUGGCUAGUCAACAACAGAGCAGCGGGCUCGCGAGGAUCAGGAGGAGCUGCGGCGCGGAGCAGGCGCAGUCUAGACCAAAUAGUAGAAGUAUUAGUAGCCUUAAUCGUAGUCAAUUGCCUGGCCACAGCAGCAGCGGCGCUGAUCACACCGCCCGACAGCCUCGAGUCACUGGGCUCCCUGGUCUCCCUGGGCAUCCCGUCAUCCUCCUCCUCCUCCGAGGACGACGAUGACAUGACUAGCGGCUUCUACCGCAGCCCGCACCGCCUGGAGGGCUAUCCGCAGUUGCAGCAGCUGCAGCGCGGCCAGAACUUCAAGAUCAGCCCCAAGCCGUGCUCCUUUGGCCGCGUCGAGGGCACCUGCAUGUUCGUGUGGGAGUGCAUCAAGUCCGAGGGCAAGCACGUGGGCAUGUGCGUCGACUCCUUCAUGUUCGGCUCCUGCUGCACGCACAACUACACCGACAACAUCGUCCUGCCCCACACGGCCUUCUCCUACACGAGGCCCACUAAGCCACUCACGCUCCGCCCGCGACCUCCGGCUGCGCCCUACAAACCGAUGAUCAGCGGUAUGACCACCAUCGAGCGGCCUCAUGGUGCUGGCACCCUUGUGAUUCGUCCUUCGGGUCCGCACCACCAGGGCACACUGGCGCGCCCGCAUCCGCCGCCCUACCAGAACAAGCCCACCACGGCCUCGGAUCUGCAGGGCUCAGCCUCGCAUCCGAGCUCCAGUUCCAGCUCCAGCUCUAGUUUGAAUCCCAAUAGCAUUUGGCAUACAUCGACCCAGCAGCAGCAGCAGCAGCACAAUCAGCAGAACCACUGGCAGAUGACCACCGAGCCGAGCUUUAUUACCAAGCCGCGACCCACCGGCUGGACCAAGCCCGGCAUCGUCAAUUUGCCAAUGCCCGCGCGACCCUCCAAGCCGUCGAAGCCCACAAAGAAACCGAUUGUCUACGACCGGACACCGCCGCCGCCUCCGUCCGCCCCACCGUCCACAUCCACCUCGACGACAUCAACGUCGCUGAUUUGGCCGGGCCAGACGCAUCCCCCCCAGCCGCAUCGCCCCACCAGGCCGCAGCUGUCGCCGGGCGCAUCAUUAGCCGCAUCCUCGUCCUCACAUUGGCCAUCGUCAACCACCUCAACAACAUCCACAACCACGACAACGACCACACGACGGACAACCACACCGGCGACCACAACGAGGAGGACCACGACAAACAAGCCCACAAGGCCCUACCAGCGGCCCACCUCGGCGAUCUCCAGCUCGAGCACCUCCACCACUUCGAGCAAGACUCCCACCACGACCAGGCCGAUUAGCUCCAGCAGUUCCAGCAGCACCAGCGCAAUCGUCACCAGCAAACAACGGCCAACGCAGCCUACGCACCGUCCGCCGGUCCUGGCCACCUCCGGCAUCGAGACCAACGAGAUAUCAGACUCCUCCAUUCCCGACGCCGGAGCUCUGGGCCAUGUGAAGACCAUUUCGGCGGCUCGCAGCGAGUGCGGAGUACCGACUUUGGCGCGGCCCGAGACGCGGAUCGUGGGCGGUAAGAGCGCGGCCUUCGGUCGUUGGCCCUGGCAGGUGUCGGUGCGGCGCACCUCCUUCUUUGGAUUCUCCAGCACCCACCGCUGCGGUGGCGCUUUGAUCAACGAGAACUGGAUAGCCACCGCCGGACAUUGCGUGGACGACCUGCUCAUCUCGCAGAUACGCAUCCGCGUGGGCGAAUACGACUUCUCGCAUGUGCAGGAACAGCUGCCCUACAUAGAGCGCGGCGUGGCCAAGAAGGUGGUGCAUCCCAAGUAUAGCUUCCUCACGUACGAGUACGACCUGGCGCUGGUCAAGCUGGAGCAGCCGCUUGAAUUCGCGCCGCAUGUCAGUCCCAUUUGCCUGCCCGAGACGGAGAGCCUUCUAAUUGGCAUGAACGCCACGGUCACCGGCUGGGGUCGUCUCAGCGAGGGCGGCACCCUGCCCUCCGUCCUCCAAGAGGUCUCCGUGCCGAUUGUAAGUAACGACAAUUGCAAAUCGAUGUUCAUGAGGGCCGGUCGCCAGGAGUUCAUUCCGGAUAUAUUCCUAUGUGCCGGCUAUGAAACGGGAGGGCAGGACUCCUGCCAGGGCGAUUCAGGAGGUCCACUGCAGGCCAAGUCGCAGGAUGGGCGCUUCUUUCUGGCCGGGAUCAUCUCCUGGGGCAUUGGCUGUGCCGAGGCCAAUUUGCCCGGAGUCUGUACGAGAAUCUCCAAGUUUACGCCGUGGAUACUGGAGCAUGUCAGAUGAUGAUCAGGAGAUGCUGACGAUGGCAGAUCGACUUUUGUUAUUUGUUUUAAUUUAUCAGUUGUAUCUUUAAGUCUUGUGUGAUUUAUCUUAAAGGAAUGUUAAGCGUAGUUAGCUUCAAUUUAACAAUUUUAACAGCAUAGACCUUGACUUGGCCUUGUGGGCCACUGCCACGCCCCUAUCCGCACUCACACACUCAUCCACUUACAUACACAUACACACACACACACACACAGAGUCAACGCCCACUAAGUUAGUCUAGCGAAAUGUUAGCACCGUAAGUUGUCUAACAUGGAAAUCGGUCGGAUUUCGAAUAUGAUUAUCUAUUUGUACAUAGCCGAAGGGGUCGGGGGUUGGGGAGGGGGAAUUGGGAGUCAUUUGCAUGUCCACAAGUUGUUGGUAUUUUAGUGUAGUAAUAUUUAACAAUUAACUAAAUCUAUAUUUAUUGUAAAGAAAUGCAUGCAGACAUCCGAACGUUGUUUGUAUCUUGCCCAAAGAACAAGUCUAUCUAUAGCGAUGCGAAAGCUCGAGAGCAAUAAAAGAUUACUGAAAAUACUGUCUAAUAAAUAAUGCUGCAAUCGGGGAAUU